Molecule: messenger RNA, 1170 nt
Organism: Melozone crissalis (California towhee)
Lineage: Eukaryota; Metazoa; Chordata; Aves; Passeriformes; Passerellidae
Product: skin secretory protein xP2-like
Exons: 3
Coding region: 1-1170 (389 amino acids)
Source: RefSeq, a predicted model, not a curated record
AUGGCGCAGCCCCGCACCCCCGUGCCAGGCUCCAAAGAGAAGGGGCCGACGCUGAGCUCCCGCCUGGUGCACAAAGCCUUUCUAACCGAAGGGGAUAGUCCAUGCGCACCGGUUAGACUGGAGGAGGCGGCGGCUGCGGCUCCCGGCCCCAAGCGCGGGCGGCAGCCGCGCCCUCCGGGCCUCGCGCCCUCCGGGCCUCCCGCCCCGCCGCAGGAGCGGCCCCAGGGGCCCUGGCCGGCUGCCAGCGGAUGCGGCGCCACUCGCAGCCUCGCCGGGCGGACACUCACAGGUGCUGGAGCCGUGAGGGGCGACCAACGUUCCGCAGCGGAGGUGAUCUCGGCAGCCCGGCGGGAGGCGAGAGAUCUGGGCUGUGGGCGCUGCGCCCCCGCCGCGGAGCCGGCACUGCGGCGCGCCCGCCCGCCCUUUCCCGCGUCGCUGGCCAAUGCGGGCCGCGCCAGGAGCCGGCUUGAACCAUCUGUUGCGAGGCGCCUCCCCCAGCCCCUUGCCGGGGGCUCCCGCCCAAGCGCAGCCAAGGAGGGGCAAGCCUGCAGGGAGCCCGCGGCCCCUGCAAGGAGCUCUUCGCCCGGUGCGUCUCGGGGGCUGGGGCCGAGCCCUGCCUCUUUGUCGCCCCCCAGGAAUCGCCCCGUCCCACGGCUGCCGCUUCUCCCUCAGCGUUCGGCUCCCCUCACAACGCGCUCGGCGCCUCAGGAGUGCCAGGUGGGGCAGCGAGAGGAUCCGGGAUGCCAGGGAGCAAAAGCUUCAUGUGAGACUGAUCCUCCUCAGCAACAACAAGCAAAGGGACGAGGCAUUCGGAGAGCAGAGCCACUCCUGGGUCGGUUCCCGCCGCCCCGCGGAGCCGGGAGCGCUGAGGGGCCGGCGCUGCCCGCGCUCCGCGCCGGGGGCGAGAGAACCGCGGCUCUGCCGGCCCCGGCCCGGCCCCGGGCCUCUCCGCACACACUCCCUCUCGGCGGAGCGGACCCGGGCGCGGGCACUUCCACAACCUGCGCCCCGCCGCCCUCGCAGCCCCCUCGCAGGGAGGAGCCGCCGGGAGGAGCCGCUCCGGCCGCCCGCCCGGCCCCGCCGUGCCCCCGAGGGCGCUCCCCAGCCCCGCGGUGCCACUCACCGACUGCAGGAAGCGGAGGGUCCCCACGUAGUCGCGCUCGGUGCUGA